UUUCGUCUCUAACACGGAACUCUGGAACUGGCUCUCCAGCUGCUCUGUCCUUUCAGAAGGAGCAGGGAGGAAGGCGCGGCCAGUGCUCGCGCUCCCCCCCCGCUGGGGCAGCAGCUGUGGUAGCGCCCCGGGCGCGCGGUUCGAAAGGCGCGGCGGGUCCGAGCGCUCCGCCCUCCCUCACGGCCGGGCUCGGGUCCGAUCCGAUCCCGAUCCCAUCCGAUCCCAUCCGAUCCCAUCCGAUCCCGACUCCUCCUCCCUCCUCUCCCGGAGUGCCGGGUCCCGCUGGCCCCGCCCGGAGCCGGGCAGGAUAGUUAUUUUGUUUUGUGGAGUAACGCUGAUUCUGAGAAAUGGACGACAACGUUUGUCAGGGUUAUGAAGAUGAAAUCCAGGCACUGGAAGAAGAAAUAAAACUACUGACAGAAAAGUAUGAAGAUAUCCAGCAAGAAUCCACCUUUUUUUCUGAGGAGGAGAUAUUGAAGUCAAUGAAAUCAUUCCAAAGAGAAACACAGGGAGAAUCCCAGGGACUUCGAUCUCCAUCAGACCUGAAAGCUCAGCUUGAAAGUCUAGAAGCAGAUCUGUCCUUUUUGAUGAAACUUACUGGUUUGCAGUUCACAAGUCAUUCCAAGAAAACAGUGGAAAAAACUAGAGACAGAACAGUGCAGAAGCACAGGUUGUCCGGGAAUUGUCACUCCCUGUCUUUUCAACUGGAAUUCCAGCUUCAAGAAAUGCAGAGCAAAGAGAAGGUGUCUUCUGUUGUCACCGAUCUCAACAUUAUAAUGGAAUGUGGAGAAGAUUCUGGUGUGAGCAAGUUUGUGUCAAGCGUUGAAGAACACGGAAAUCUUGUGAUGUUUUUCAGAAGCCUUUCAACCUACGCCGAGUGGUACGAGCACCGCAGACGCACCUUCCUGCACUUCAAGGCCAAGUAUCCUGAGGUCGUGACCCUUCCAGAAGGACUGCAGGGAGAUUUUAUAAUUCUGAGGAACCCCAAAGUCUCUGGGUUUGAAUUGAUGGUUGUUUGGAAGAUCCAUCUGGACGAAGAAGGGACAACUACACCAGUCCUGGACCUGCUGACCAAAGUCCCAGAGCAAGUGCUGGAGCAGAAGAUGACGAGAGUUGAGAGUGUCCCUGGCCGCUUCCGGAGCAUGGUGCUGCUCCUUGGGAUCGAGGCAGCCCUGGAGAACCUGAUCAAGGUGCUUGAAUGAAUUGCCAGCAUGACUUACAGC
Molecule: messenger RNA, 1223 nt
Organism: Myiozetetes cayanensis
Lineage: Eukaryota; Metazoa; Chordata; Aves; Passeriformes; Tyrannidae
Gene: CENPP
Product: centromere protein P
Exons: 9
Coding region: 348-1202 (284 amino acids)
Biological process (GO): CENP-A containing chromatin assembly
Cellular component (GO): chromosome, centromeric region; nucleus
Source: RefSeq, a predicted model, not a curated record